AUGAGCCGGAGGAAACAAGCAAAUCCAAAAAGGAGGUUUCCGGUGGAUGACGACGAAGAAGUUCUUCAAGGCGAAGAGGUAUCGACAAUGCAGAAUAAAUGACCGCCUUCAUCGCGUUCUUCAGAAGCAGCAGAAACUAGAAGAGCAGCCGAGCAGUUCGACUCCGCCACCGCCGCCGCCGUCCAACAAGUCGAACGGCUUGAAGACGUCGGCCAAUCCCUUGUCGAUGCUCGAAGAUUCCAUGAGGAAAUUCGACCCGCGACUUUUUGCCGCUUGUCAGUUUUCCAUGGAUAUUCAAAAAAAAAAAAAAGAUUUUUUGGGGUUUUGGACUUGAGACUCAUGUAAUCAGGAGUGAUUCAGAAAAAAAUUUUACAAGUACAAAAAUUUUUUUAUCAGAUGAGAAAAAAAGUUUUUUUAUUAUUUAUCCAUAUAAAUUACGUGGAGACGCUCCAAAAAAUGCAACUUGGUUUUAUUUUCUAUCACUCAGGUGCUCCCUUAGCCAUUUUCAAAACCUCAGAGCAAAAAUUUUGAUUCCAAAAACGCGAAAAUUGCGAGCUCUCUCUACUUUUCAAACAGAAAUUGUUAUUCGUAUAUAUUUUUUCCGCCCGAAAACGUGAUUUUGUUGUUGGAGGGACUAUCAUACGCGCAGAGGAGAUUCAGGCCAACAAAAUAGUGGCCUUCGAGGGAGAUCGAUCUGAUCGUGUUAAUGUGAUUCCGAUGUUAUGCGUGGGAUGGGAAUCUUUUUGACUCUUUCCGAAGAUGGCGCCAUUUAUGACUUCCAUAACAGUCUGAUCAGCUCUGGAAAACGAGUAAUAAAAAUGGAAGAACUGGCCGCUUUUUUCAUCCCUUUUAAUGAGAUCUGCCGGCGUCCAAUUGCAAUCGAAAACAAUUUUUAUUGCCGUCGGAUGAUAGGUUGAGAAAUCUCCUGACCAGGAAAGAUGCGAUCAUGUACAGUUUUUAUCGCUUUUCGUUUCAAGAAGCCUGUCUUCGGGCUUUUUAAGCUUCAAUUAUGGCUUCGAAAUCAUCUCAAUGCUACGAGAACGAAGCUCGACUCAAACCGGUGUGAAAUUCUCAAGACCAACAAAUAAUUCAUUCAUCCUCGGUUCCCAUGCGAAAAGCUGUCAUUUCGAAUCAUGUUCACCCCAUAUAUUCGUCGGUUUUUUUUUUCUCUUUUUCGUCUGCUCCUUUCAUUUUGAGUGGCCAGGAAAUGAAGGGUCUCGGCAGAAAUUUAUUGGCCACUUACUCUUGUUGUGGAGGAGCCGGCCGGUGUCUUCUUUUCCUGGAGACGUGACGGUUCGAAUCAUCGUUCUCCCCGUCAAUUUCCGACCAGAAUAAUGGAACAGGGACGCUGAAAGUUUUCCCAAUGUGAGGUCCUUAAAAUUGUGGGACAGAUCUAGAAAUGCUCAUUGAGAGCCCAGAGACAUUUACUGGAUUAAAAAAUCUUUUAAAAUAAGAAAAUAAUAAACUCCAUCUGGUUGUUCGCAUUCAGAAAGCCAUCUCUGGAACAGUUUCAUUCACCACUUGGGAAAUUUUUAGGGAAUUCCAGCAUUUCUACUUAUUCAUUGCAAAAAAAAAAAUCCAAAACUCUUGAAUUUCAGGUUUUGAUGGAGAUAUGCUGAUUUUUAUACGCGUGUAUAGAAUUUUUGAAUGAAAUGGUUAUGUUGAAGGGAAAGUCGAUGAAUUUCACAAAAUGCAAUUUUCCCUGCGUUUAAAUCAUUCAUGUAAGACUUUUUAGUUCCAAUUUGGAACUUCCAAUCAUUCAGCGCUUCUAGAGAAAACCAAAUUUUUGCCUCGCUUUUCUGUGCAAGUUUAUGCCACGGUGUUUUUCCAACUCAUUUUGGCGCGGAAUACGGCCUUUUGAAUAUAUUAUCAAGUUUUUUUUUCGUUUUUCAUUUCCUAAAAGCGUGAUUUCAGUCAACAACGGCUCCGCGCUGCCAUCGCAGCUGAGUAACUUCCCUUUUGGCUUUCCUCCCAACAGUAAUGGCCUCAAUGCUCUGUAUAAAGUCGUCGGGAAUGUGCCAGAUCCAGCCACGAGUGAGUUCUUGCUCUUUUUCUCCAUGUUUGAAAAUUUUUUUCCGUGUGUCCUUUAGUAAAGAUAAGAACUUCUACCGGGUUUCACAAAGCUUUAACCAAGCUUCAGUUUCAUGCGUUUUAAGGCGUGAACUUAAAAAUUUUAGAAUUGUUCGAAAAAACUUAUUUGAUAUUCUUCAUUUUUUUUUUCGUUCUUUUUCGGCUAAAAAUUUUGAAUCGAAGUUCGCUUUUUGACGACAUUUGUCGCAUUUAAAAAAAAUUCUCCCCCGAAAAAAAGUUGUUAUUUUUUCUCAUAGUUCAGGGCAUAUUGGAUUCAUGAUGGGCAUUUUUAAGGUUUUUUUUUUUCUUGGAACUUGAAAAAAAGUUCUGCUACAUUUUACAAAUUAAAAAAACUUUUUUGUGCAGAGUACUCAUCUUUUUUUAUAUUUUUUGUAACUCAUUCAUUAAUAAAAAAAUUUUUGGUUACAGAGCCGGCGAACAGGGAUGGAUUCCGUCCUGAAAUGUCUUCAGUGUGGCUUGAACUUUCAAUCGAUGGAGCAAUUUGUUCGACAUAUGCGCGAGACCAAACAUUUCAAUCAUCUCCAGCCCGUCACGUUCGUUUUUUUUUUUUCAUUAAUUCGAACUUUUCUAUUCUUUAUUGGUCCUGAGUCUUUUCGAAAGCGUCCGAAGGUUUAAAAGCUUUUUUUUCAUUCUCUCACUGAGGUUUUCAAAGGCACAGUUUUUUUCAAAAUUAAAAUGAUAAUAGAAACUGCGCGGCUAUGCUUUUAAAAACAUUUUAUGAAUGAAAAUAGCUCUGGCAUAAUAUUUCGCAUUGGUUUGCUUCGGAGAGUCCAUAAGGAACUUUCAAAGUUUACAUUUUGUUAAAUUGUUAUAAAAUCUUUAAAAUAUGAAAAAUUCAAUUGGAUAAUUUCGAGAAAAUAAAGAAUUAGUUUCUGGAAUUUGCGAUUUUGAAAACUUUUAUCUAGCAAAACCAAAACUCUCCGGAGAUCUCGAAUCAUGCGGAAGCAAAAAAAUUAAUCAGCGCGAGCUGCUUUUCUCCAGUUUCUAAGGAAUUCAUCUCCUAAUGGCCUCGUAAAGUGUUUCCUACAGCUUAUCCAGCUUCUCAUAAAUUAACAAUUUCUUUUUUUCUAUACCUUUUAUCCUUCAGAGCUCCGAAACUUGUCCCUCCGGUGGAAGAGCUCAAAAAAAGCAAGGUGAAAAACUCGGCUAUAUCCGCCAACGAAAUGGGACGCUUCAUGGAGGAAACUAUGAAGACUGUUUGUAAGUUGUUUAAGUUGUUCAAAAGAAAUUGGCGAUUUUAUUGAAGGAGCAUAGGUUUUUACUAAGAAAGGUGCACGACAAAAUUUUUUUUUCGAGGUUCAUUUGUUUUUUUGGCGGGAAACGUGGAAAAGUGAUGUAAAAUUACCUAUAAGAACAAAUGAAAAGUUAAUGAGAUCAUUGAAACAAAAGAAAACCUUUCCAGCGCCGGCCCAACAGUUCUGGAUGCAGCAACAGAUGGGCGCCUACAACAUGAUGAUGAACGAAGAACUUCUCAAAUCCUUUGCUCUCCUCUCCAAGGGCAGAAAAUGA
Molecule: messenger RNA, 3600 nt
Organism: Caenorhabditis auriculariae
Lineage: Eukaryota; Metazoa; Nematoda; Chromadorea; Rhabditida; Rhabditidae
Source: the annotation of a GenBank genome assembly